Messenger RNA from Anguilla rostrata (American eel), 13277 nucleotides. It is a transcript of the gene wdfy3, whose product is annotated as WD repeat and FYVE domain containing 3. Gene Ontology annotation, biological process: aggrephagy. The record is from RefSeq and is a predicted model, not a curated record. NCBI's taxonomy places the organism in Eukaryota, Metazoa, Chordata, Actinopteri, Anguilliformes, Anguillidae. Gene Ontology annotation, molecular function: protein binding; metal ion binding.
UCAACCCAGAUGGUAUCUCCCACUCCCCGUGUGUGUGUGUGCGUGUGUGUGGAGCUGGUGACAGGCAGAUCAGCUGUACCAGUCCCCACAGGCUCGCUCAGUACGCUGGCACAGUGGUCGCCUGGCACUCUCAGCAAAGAGCCGUGCUCGUCCGUACUCGCUCCGUGGCCUGGAUGCCGCUUUAAACGCAUCCCGCGUCUCCGAAACACUCCCGCGAUCGAAUUAACCGGUGCGAGCGGGCUGGUGGAAGGCGUAAUUUUUCUGUUUUUUUUUUGUGACAUCAUCGAGAUGCUGGCAGGGCAGCGGGAGAACGGCAGGGCCGGCUUUGCCCGGAAGAAGCCGCUCAAGAUGAACAUGGUGAAGAGGAUCAUGGGAAGGCCCCGGGAGGAGGAGUGCAGCCCCCAGGACAACGCGCUGGGCCUCAUGCACCUGCGGCGCCUCUUCUCCGAGCUGUGCCACCCGCCGCGUCACAUGACCCAGAAGGAGCAGGAGGAGAAGCUCUACAUGAUGCUGCCCGUCUUCAACCGGGUGUUUGGAAACGCCCCGUCCGGAACUAUGACUGAGAAAUUCUCCGACCUGCUGCAAUUCACCACUCAGGUGUCCAGACUGAUGGUCACAGAGAUCAGAAGGAGAGCUUCUAAUAAGUCCACAGAGGCAGCCAGCAGAGCCAUUGUCCAGUUCCUGGAGGUCAAUCAGAGCGAAGAGGCCAGUCGGGGAUGGAUGCUGCUCACCACCAUCAACCUCCUGGCUUCAUCUGGACAGAAAACGGUGGACUGUAUGACCACCAUGUCAGUGCCCUCCACGCUGGUGAAGUGUCUGUACCUCUUCUUCGACUUGCCGCACACGCCCGAGGCGGCGAGCGCCUCGCCCACCGAGCUGCCCCUGGCCGACCGCCGCGCCCUGCUGCAGAAGGUCUUCGUGCAGAUCCUGGUGAAGCUGUGCAGCUUCGUGUCCCCCGCGGAGGAGCUGGCCCAGAAGGACGACCUGCAGCUGCUGUUCAGCGCCAUCACCUCCUGGUGCCCCCCCCACAACCUGCCCUGGAGGAGGAGCGCCGGGGAGGUGCUCAUGACCAUCUCCCGCCACGGCCUGAGCGUCAACGUGGUCAAGUACAUCCACGAGAAAGAGUGCCUGUCCACGUGCGUCCAGAACAUGCAGCAGUCGGACGACCUCUCGCCCCUGGAGAUCGUGGAGAUGUUCGCCGGCCUCUCCUGCUUCCUGAAGGACUCCAGCGACGUGUCCCAGACCCUGCUGGACGAUUUCCGCGUGUGCCAGGGAUACGCCUUCCUCUGCGACCUGAUGCUCAGGCUGGAGCAGGCCAAAGAGGACGACGCCAAAGACGCGCUGAAGGACCUGGUGAACCUGGUGACGGCCCUCACCACGUACGGCGUGAGCGACCUCAAACCGGGGGGCCUCACCACGGGGGCGCCCUUCCUCCUGCCCGGGUUCGUGGUCCCGCAGCCCUCCGGGAACGGGCACGCGGUGAGGAACGUCCCGGCCUUCUCCGUGCUCCACAACGCCUUCCUGAAGGCCAAGAGCAGCCGGCUCACCCGCUCCAUCCUGGAGGCCAUCGGCAACAUCUACAUGGCCGACCGGGCCAACUACUUCAUCCUGGAGGCCCAGCACACGCUGUCCCAGUUCGCCGACAAGAUCUCCCGGCUCCCCGAGGCCCAGGCCAAGUACUUCGAGCUGCUGGAGUUCGUGGUCUUCAGCCUGAACUACGUCCCCUGCAAGGAGCUGUUCAGCGUUAGCGUGCUGCUCAAGUCCAGCACCUCGUACCAGUGCAGCAUCACGGCCACGCGCACCCUGCUCAAGCUCACCCGCCACGACCCCGUCUUCAGCGAGGUCUUCCGCGAGGUGGGCCUCCUGGAGGUCCUGGUCAACCUGCUGCACAAGUACGCCGCCCUGAUGAAGGACCCCGCCCAGGCCCACGUCGAGCAGGCCUCUGGCGGCACCAAGAACAGCAACCAGGCGGAGGAGCAGAAGCAGCUGGCCUGGCUGGUGAUGGAGACGCUCACCGUCCUGCUCCAGGGCUCCAACACCAACGCAGGUCUGUUUCGGGAGUUUGGCGGCGCGCGGUGUGUCCAUAACAUUCUGAAGUACCGGCAGUGCCGCGAGCACGCUCUGAUGAUCAUCCAGCAGCUGGUGCUGUCGCCGAGCGGCGACGACGACAUGGGCACCCUGCUGGGCCUCAUGCACUCUGCCCCGCCCACCGAACUGCAGCUCAAAACCGACAUCCUGAGGGCCCUCCUGGCGGUCCUGAGGGAGAGCCACCGUACUCGCACCGUCUUCCGCAAGGUGGGCGGCUUCGUCUACCUCACCUCCCUGCUGGUGGCCAUGGAGACGUCGCUGUGCUCGCCGCCGCGCAACGGCUGGGAGAGGGCCAAUCAGAACCAGGUGUUCGAGCUGCUGCACGCCGUCUUCCGCACGCUGACGGCCGCCAUGCGCUACGAGCCGGCCAACUCGCACUUCUUCCGCACCGAGGUGCAGUACGACAAGCUGGCCGACGCCGUGCGGCUCCUGGGCUGCUUCUCGGACGGGCGGAAGGUGGCGGGCUCGGCCGGGGCGCUGCCCUCCAACGCCCGGCCCUUCCAGAGGCUCCUGGAGGACGAGCCGCUCCCCGCCGAUGGGGUCUGCCCGCGCCUGCGCCACUGCAGCCGGCUCUUCGUCUACCUGUACAAGAUGGCCACCGACUCCUUCGACAGCCGCGCUGAGCAGUUGCCCCCCUGCCUGACGCUGGAGACCUCUCUGCCCUCCCCCUGGGGCACACCAGCGCUCUCCAGGAAGAGACACGGCUAUCACGGAUCGUCCGCCCCCCUGCCGUCGCUGCCCACCAAAGCCGCGGCGGAGGCGAAGGUCCACGCGGCGAACCCUUCCCAGCAUGCCCCGGAUUCCGUGGUCAUCCACCCCGGGGCGGGGCUGGCCAUGCUGGACCUGCUGGCCUCGGUCAGCUCCGAAACCCAGCCCGAGCAUGCCCUAGACCUGCAGCUGGCGGUGGCCAACAUCCUGCAGCUGCUGGUGCACUCGGAGCGGAACCAGCAGGUCCUGUGUGAGGCAGGCCUUCACUCCCGCCUCCUCCAGCGCUGUAGCUCCGCCCUCGGCGACGAGGACCACCCCCUGCACCCGCCCCUGCAGAGGACCUUCGAGAGGCUGGCCUCCCAGGCCCUGCAGCCAAUGGUGCUCAGGGAGUUUCUGCGGCUGGGGAACCCCCUGAACUGCGGCGCCUGGGACAAGAAGCUCCUGAAGCAGUACCGCGUGCACAAGCCCAGCUCCCUCAGCUUCGACGCCGAGGCCCGGAACAGCAUGACCAUGUCCAUGGAGGGCUUCGGGCCGGACAGCGCCUUCGCGGGCGAGGACAGCGGCCAGUACCGCAUCAGCAGGAGCCUGGUCCGCUCGCCCGAGGGCAGCACCGUGCCCCUCACCCGCGUCAAGUGCCUGGUCUCCAUGACGACGCCGCACGACAUCAGGCCGCACGGCUCCUCGGUCGCCCCGGCCUUCGUGGAAUUCGACACCUCGCUGGAGGGGUUCGGCUGCCUGUUUCUGCCCAGCCUGGCUCCUCACAACGCUCCGUCCAACAACGUCAACGCGUCCGGGGUCAGCGACGGGGCGGUGGCCAGCGGCAUGGGAAACGGGGAGCGUCUGUUCCCCCCUCCCUCGGGCCUGAGCUACUCCUGCUGGUUCUGCGUGGAGCGCUUCGGGACGCCAUCCCAGCACCACCCGGUGCGCCUGCUGACGGUGGUGCGGCGGGCCACCUCCUCGGAGCAGCACUACGUGUGCCUGGCCCUCGUCCUGUCCCCCAAGGACCGCUCGCUCACCGUCUCCACCAAGGAGGAGCUGCUGCAAAGCUACGUGGACGACUUCAGCGAGGAGUCCUCCUUCUACGAGAUCCUGCCCUGCUGCGCCCGCUUCCGCUGCGGUGACAUCAUCAGCGAGGGACAGUGGCACCACCUGGUGUUGGUGAUGAGCAAGGGCAUGCUGAAGAACAGCACGGCCACGGUCUACAUUGACGGCCAGCUGGUCAAUACCGUCAAGCUUCACUACGUUCACAGCUCGCCGGGGGGGUCUGGCUCCACCAACCCCCCGGUGGUGAGCACAGUCUACAGCUACGUCGGCACGCCCCCCGCCCAGCGGCAGGUGUCCUCGCUGGCGUGGCGCCUGGGCCCCACCCACUUCCUGGAGGAAGUGCUGCCGGCCGCCAGCGUCUCUGCCAUCUACGAGCUGGGUCCCAACUACGUGGGCAGCUUUCAGGCUGUUUACCUGCCCUGUAAGGACUCGAAGGCGGAGGCCGUACCCCCGGCCCCUGUGGCCCUGGUGCCGGAGGAGAAGGUGUCCUUCAGCCUCUAUGCCCUCUCCGUCUCCACCCUCACCGUGGCCAAGAUCAGGAAGGUCUACAACAAGCUGGACAGCAAGGCUAUCGCCAAACAGUUGACCUUGUCCUCCCACGAAAAUGCCACGCCGAUCAAGCUGAUCCACAACGCGGCGGGGCACCUCAACGGCCCGGCUCGCACGCUGGGCGCCGCGGUCGUCGGCUACCUGGGUGUGCAUGCGUUCGUGCCCAGGCCAGUGGCCACAAACCUGCAGUACGUCGGAGGCGCCGCCGCCAUUCUGGGCCUGGUCGCCAUGGCGUCAGACGUGGAGGGGCUGUACGCAGCAGUGAAAGCUCUGGUGUGCGUCGUCAAGAGCAACGCGCUGGCCAGCAAGGAGAUGGAGCGGAUCAAAGGCUACCAAUUGCUGGCCAUGUUGCUGAAGAAGAAGCGCUCUCUGCUGAACAGUCACAUCCUCCACCUCACCUUCUCCCUGGUGGGGACGGUGGACAGCGGCCACGAGACCUCCAUCAUCCCCAACUCCACCGCCUUCCAGGACCUGCUGUGCGACUUUGAGGUGUGGCUCCACGCCCCGUACGAGCUGCACCUGUCCCUGUUUGAGCACUUCAUCGAGCUCCUGACUGAAUCCAGCGAGGCCGCGAAGAACGCCAAGCUGCUCCGGGAGUUCCAGCUGAUCCCCAAACUCCUGCUGACUCUGCGCGACACCUCCCUGUCCCAAACCACCAUCACCGCCAUCAGCAACGUCCUGAGCUUGCUGCUGCAGGGCUUCCCCAACAGCUACGACCUGCUCAGGGUUGGCCAGUUCAUUUCCUCCACCCUCCCCACGUUCGCGGUCUGUGAGAAAUUUGUGGUCAUGGAGGCCAUCAGCGAGGAGAAAGUCGACGGAGCGAACGAAGACGAUUUCGGCGGGCUGCUCUCAGCCAAUCUGAUCCUGCUGCGGAACAGGCUUCUGGACAUCUUGCUCAAACUGCUGUUCACCUCCAGAGAGAAGUGCGUCGUAAAUGCACAGGCAUGUGAGGAACUGGUGCGUACGCUGGGCUUCGACUGGCUGCUGAUGCUCAUGGAGGAGCACGUGCACUUCAGCACCGUGACGGCCGCCAUGCGGGUGCUGGUGGUGUUGCUCAGCAACCAGCCCAUCCUGGCCCGCUUCAGGGAGGGGCUCUGCGGCGGGGGCUGGCUGGACCACACCGACGCCGUGCUCACCAACAAGAUCGGCACCGUCCUGGGCUUCAACGUGGGCCGCAAUGCGGGGGGCAGGUCCACGGUGCGAGAGAUCAACCGCGACGCCUGCCACUUCCCAGGGUUCCCUGUGCUCCAGACCUUCCUGCCCAAGCACACCAACGUGCCGGACCUCUACUUCCUGGUGAUGGCCCUGUUCCUGCAGCAGCCUGUGUCCAAGCUGCCGGACAGCCUGCAGGUAAAUUUCGACCUGGACUCCAUCUGGACGUUCAUCUUCGGCGUUCCGGCGUCCAGCGGAGCGGUGGCGGGCUCCAUCCACGGCGUGUGCUCAGAGGCGGCUCUGCUCCUGCUGGCCAUGCUGCGCAGCCUGCUCAACCUGCCCUGGCAGUCGGAGGAGGAGGGCUCCUGGCUCAGAGAGUACCCCAUCACGCUGAUGCAGUUCUUCCGCUACCUCUACCACAACGUGCCGGACCUGGCACCCAUGUGGCUCAGCCCUGAGUUCCUGUGCGCCCUGGCAGCCACGGUCUUCCCCUUCAACAUCAGGCCCUACUCCGAGAUGGUUACGGACCUGGACGACGAGGCAGGCUCCUCGGAGUCAGAGGCCUUCACGGCAGACGCGGGGAUGAACCGCAGCCAAUCGGAGUACUGCAACGUGGGCACCAAGACCUCCCUGACCAGCCACCCCGCCAAGAAGUACGUCUUCGACUUCAUGAGGGCGCUCAUCAUGGACAACCUGUGUGUGACCCCCGCCAGCAAGCAGACGCCGACCGUGGACCUGCUGCUGGAGGCUGCCCCCGAGCGCUCCACGAGGACCCAGCAGAAGGAGUUCCAGUCCUACAUCUUGGACAGCGUGAUGGAGCACCUGCUGGCUGCAGACGUCCUCCUGGGAGAGGACUCGUCCAUGCCCGUCACCAGCGGGGGCAGCUAUCAGAUCCUGGUGCACAACGUCUUCUACUUCACCCAGCGUGUGGUGGACAAGCUGUGGCAGGGCAUGUUCAACAAGGACUCCAAGCUGGUGGUCGAGUUCAUCGUGCAGCUCAUUGGACAGUCCAAGAGGAGGUCGCAAGGCUUGUCCCUGGACUCCAUCUACCACUCUCUGAACCGGACCGUCCUGUACCAGCUCUCCCGACCGCACAAGACCGUGGCGCAGCAGGUGGCCCUGCUGGACUCCCUGCGCGUGCUCACCAUCAACCGCAACCUGGUCCUGGGCCCCGGCAACCACGACCAGGAUUUCGCCGCCUGCCUGGCGCACUGCCUCGUACACCUGCACUCCGGGAGGUUUGGGUUCUCUGUCCUUCGCGCGCGUGCCCCCGCAGGCCGGCAGCUCCUGCUGAAGGCGGUGAACCGCGUCUGGACGGAGCUCCUCCACAGCAAGCGGCAGAUGCUGGAGGACGUCUUCAAGGUGUCCCUGCCCGCCAACGACCGCGGCCACGUGGACAUCGGCACCGCCCGCGGCCUCAUCGAGGAGCCCGCCGCCAAGAGCUGGCACAACCACCUGGCCCACGAGAGGAAGUACGUCAGCAGGGGUGAGACGGCGGCCCCCGCCGCCCCGUUCAAGCUGCCCCGCGUCAGCAGCGGGUUCGGGCUGUCCAAGCUGACGGGGGCCAGGCGAAACAGGAAGGACAACAGCCAGAACAAGAGCAACAUCUCCGCGCAGGAAACCUUCCAGUGGAUGUUCACUCACAUCGCUGUCGUUCGGGACCUGGUCACGCUGCAGUACAAAGAGUAUCAGGAGAGGCAGCAGAACGCUCUGAAGUACGUGACGGAGGAGUGGGCGGCCAUCGAGUACGAGCUCCUGAGGGAGAGGGGCCUGUGGGGCCCCCCGAUCGGGUCCCACCUGGACAAGUUCCUGCUGGACAUGACGGAGGGGCCCUGCCGCAUGAGGAAGAAGAUGGUGCGCAACGACAUGUUCUACAUCCACUACCCCUACGUUCCCGACUGCGAGCCCAACACCGCCUCCCAGAAACCGCCGCGCUACCGCAGGGCCAUCAGCUACGACAGCAAGGACUACUACAUGCGGCUGCUGUCGGGGAACCCCGGCAUGUACCAGCACUCGGUCCAGCAGAGCUCCGAGGGGGAGACCGCGCCGCACGAACCCGAGCCGGGGGAGGACACCAUCGCCCGGGUCAAAGGUCUGGUGAAGGCCCCCCUGAAGCGCUCGCGCUCCACGGCGGACGGGGGGGACGAGGACAGCCAGGACCCCCCUCAGGACCAGAUUCUGGAGGCCGGGGGCGGGGAUGAGGAGGAGAAGACAGACAACACGGCCCUACUGAGACUGCUGGAGGAGGGGGAGAAGAUCCAGCACAUGUACCGCUGCGCUCGCGUCCAGGGCCUGGACACCAGCGAGGGCCUGCUGCUCUUCGGGAAAGAGCACUUCUACGUCAUCGACGGCUUCACCAUGACCGUCGCCCGCGAGAUCCGUGACAUCGACACGCUUCCUGCAAACAUGCACGAGGCCAUCAUCCCCAGGGGGGCGCGGCAGGGCCAGAGCCAGCUGAAGAGGACCUGCAGCAUCUUCGCCUACGAGGACAUCAAAGAGGUUCACAAGCGCCGCUACCUGCUGCAGCCCAUGGCCGUGGAGGUGUUUUCUGGAGACGGGCGGAAUUACCUGCUAGCAUUCCAGAAAGGAGUCCGGAACAAAGUCUACCAGAGGUUCCUGGCGGUGGUGCCCUCCCUCGCCGACAGCUCUGAGUCGGUGUCCGGACAGCGCCCCAACACCAGCGUGGAGCAGGGGUCUGGUUUGCUGAGCACCCUUGUGGGCGAGAAGUCGGUCACGCAGAGAUGGGAGAGAGGGGAAAUCAGUAACUUCCAGUACCUGAUGCACCUCAACACCCUGGCCGGACGGUCCUACAACGACCUGAUGCAGUACCCCGUCUUCCCCUGGAUCCUGGCCGACUACCACUCAGAGGAACUGGACCUCUGCAACCCCAAAACAUUCCGGGACCUCUCCAAGCCCAUGGGGGCCCAGACGGAGGACAGGCUGACCCAGUACAAGAAGAGGUUCAAAGACUGGGAGGACCCAAACGGUGAAACCCCGGCCUAUCACUACGGCACGCACUACUCCUCGGCCAUGAUCGUGGCGUCGUACCUGCUCCGCAUGGAGCCCUUCACGCAGAUCUUCCUCCGGUUACAGGGAGGACACUUCGACUUGGCGGACAGGAUGUUCCACAGCGUCCAGGAGGCCUGGCUCUCCGCCGCCAAGCACAACAUGGCCGACGUCAAGGAACUCAUCCCCGAAUUCUUCUACCUCCCGGAGUUCCUGCUCAACUCCAACAACUUUGACCUUGGGAGCAAACAGAACGGCACCAAGCUAGGUGACGUGAUCCUGCCCCCGUGGGCAAAGGGUGACCCCAGAGAAUUCAUCAGAGUACAUCGCGAGGCCCUGGAGUGCGACUACGUUAGCGCGCACCUGCACGAGUGGAUAGACCUGAUCUUCGGCUUCAAGCAGCAGGGGGCGCCGGCGGUGGAGGCGGUGAACGUUUUCCACCACCUCUUCUACGAGGGCCAGGUGGACAUCUACAACAUCAACGACCCGCUCAAGGAGACCGCCACCAUCGGCUUCAUCAACAACUUCGGCCAGAUCCCCAAACAGCUGUUCAAGAAGCCCCACCCCCCCAAGCGCGUGCGCAGCAGGUCUAACGGAGACGCCCCCGGCACACCCUCCUCCCUCGUCUCGGCCACCGACAAGAUGUUCUUCCACCACCUGGACAACCUGCGUCCCUCGCUGGCCCCCGUCAAAGAGCUGAAGGAGCCCGUGGGCCAGAUCGUGUGCACGGAUAAGGGCAUCCUGGCCGUGGAGCAGAACAAGGUCCUGGUGCCCACCGCCUGGAACAAAACCUUCGCCUGGGGCUUCGCCGACCUCAGCUGCAGGCUGGCUAACUACGAGUCCGACAAGGCGGUCAUUGUGUACGAGUGCCUGUCCGAAUGGGCUCAGAUUCUGUGUGCCAUCUGCCCGAACCCGAAGCUGGUCAUCACGGGGGGCACGAGCACGGCCAUCUGCGUGUGGGAGAUGGGCACCUCCAAAGAGAGGGCCAAAACGCUCACUCUCAAACAGGCCUUGCUGGGUCACACGGACGCGGUGACGUGCCUGACGGCGUCCUCGGCGUACCACAUCGUGGUGAGCGGCUCGCGGGACCGCACCUGCAUCGUCUGGGACCUGAACAAGCUGGCCUUCGUCACCCAGCUGAGGGGACACCGCGCCCCCGUCUCCGCCCUCUGCAUCAACGAGCUCACGGGCGACAUUGUGUCCUGUGCUGGGACCUACAUCCACGUGUGGAGCAUCAACGGUAGCCCCCUGGUCAGCGUUAACACCUUCACCGGCCGCAGCCAGCAGAUCCUGUGCUGCUGCGUGUCCGAGAUGAACGAGUGGGACACGCAGAACGUCAUCGUCACCGGCCACUCGGACGGCGUCGUUCGGUUCUGGAGGAUGGAGUUCCUGCAGGUCCUGGAGACGCCCGCCCCAGAGCCCACUGAGCCGCCCGAAGCGCCCGACUGCUGCAGCGAGGACAAGAUAGAGGGCCGCGAGGCUCACGACGAGGACAGCAGCGAAUCGGACGGCGAGGAGCAGAGCGCGCUCCAGGAGGCCGAGCCCGGGCCCGCCCACGGCCGGGCCUCCCGCCCCGACCGCGGCCCCAAGGGCUCCGCCGGCCGGCCCGGCGCCGCCUGGUCCGCCGACAGCGGCUCGGACGACUCGCGGCGCUGGUCCGACUCCCUCAGCCUGGACGAGAAGGACGGCUUCGUCUUCGUCACUACUGCUAAGCAGGACCCGCCGCCCAACCCCUCAGUGGAGGCCCGGCCGUACAGCCAGCUCAGACCCGGCUACAGAUGGGAGCGUCAGCUGGUGUUCCGGAGCAAACUCACCAUGCACACGGCGUUCGACCGCAAAGACAACGCCCACCCGGCAGAAAUCAGCGCGCUUGCCAUCUCAAAGGACCACAGUAAGAUCCUGGUGGGCGACGGGCGUGGGCGGGUCUUCAGCUGGUCGGUGAGCGAGCAGCCGGGCCGCUCGGCUGCUGAUCACUGGGUGAAGGACGAGGUGGUGGACAGCUGCUCCGGCUGCGCGGUCCGCUUCUCCCUGACCGAGCGCCGGCACCACUGCAGGAACUGCGGCCAGCUCUUCUGCCAGAAGUGCAGCCGGUUCCAGUCGGACAUAAAGCGCCUGAAGAUCUCCUCCCCGGUUCGGGUGUGCCAGAACUGCUACUACAACCUGCAGCACGAGCGCGGGUCCGAGGAUGGAUCUAGAAACUAGCCCACCCCGACUCCCCCGGCAGGCCACGCCUCCCUGGCCCCGAACCUGUCCGCUUGACUGACAGGCUCCGCCCUCCUGAAAGCUGGCCUGACCAACCCAUCUUGAACACUUUCCUGUUACCACAUGUAAAGCACUGACAAAGGAAAAAGGGAUCACUCACUGAAUAAUGUUCACUGUUCCAUAUAUGUAUUGCAGUUAAGUAUGACCUGAAAGAGGGGGAAGGGAAUGGGGGGGAGGAAAAAAAAAAAACAUUCUAAUCUGGUGGUUUUUGAUUAAUUUUUUUCUUAUCUUUUUUUGUUUCAUUUUUGCAGUCCCUCCCCUUUAAUAGCAACCAAGUUAGUCACCAGCUUUUUAGAUCAUAGAGCAACAGUGUAGGCCUCCAGUGAAAUUUGUUUAUAUUGUAAAUACGUUAAAUAAUGGCCUUUUUAACAAAAAUUUACUGAAAGACAAAUGUCGCCUGUAUCAUAGGAACUCAGUAUCCGCCUCCUGGGUGUUAAAAAAGAUGACUGGUCACAGGGACGCACGUAACGGGGACUAUGAAUGUCAACUAGUGUGUGUUAGCUGUGUAAUUAUUUUUUUUUAUUUUCUUUUGUUUACAAUCUGCAUUUCGUUCAUGUGGUUGCUCACAGUACCUUAAAUGUUGCCAUCAACUAACUUAACAAACUUAAAAAAUAUAUGAUUGCAUUAUAUAUACAUCAUAUAUGUAUAUAUAUAUAUAUAUAUAUAUAUACACACACACACAUUUCAUGCCUAUGAUAUAUCUGCUGUUGUUGACUGCAACAUAUCAAAUCUGUUUAUUUCAAAUGUUUGUCAUUUGUAGUUUACUCUUAAAUUUAAUUAAAAAAAUUACUACAUUAUUGUAGAGGUCAGUGUCCUGGAGAAAGAGUAGUUGUUAAAAAGUAUGAUUUAUUACUUACUAAAUCAUGACAUUUUGUCUGCACAAUGGAAGAACUACUAUGUAUCUUCCGCCAGAAAAAUCCUCACAGAAUCAGUCUAGAGCGUGGAAAAGCCAUUUUGUCACUGCACAUUUUAUAAGUUAUAUAAAAGGAGCAUUUUUCCCCUGAUGGAUAAGGGAAUAUUUACAGGUAUCUUCAUUAAUGUCCACAUUUGUCUGUUACAUUCAUUUAAACAUCUUUCCCAGUAAUUGUGAUCAUCUGUAAAAUUGUUGUAUUUAUUGUAAGGUUGCGUAGACAUGUUGCAUGACAUGUAAUGCAGGUCAUUAAAAUCUUAUCUCUUAAGACUUUAACAUAGUAAUAUUUAAUGGAGCAAGUUACAUUAAAUACAUUCUGCAAUGUUUUUUUUUAAAUCUGCAUAUAACUGAUAGACUCAACUUAUAUGCAGAUAUUGCUUUCUAAUCAUUGUCAUUUGAAUUUUGGUUGAAGAAAGGACUCUGAAAAAGCAACAUAAACAUAUGAGACCAAUUUGCAUAUUUAUAAGAAGACAGCUAUUUGUCACAUGUAAAACUGGAUUUGUUUGUGCACCGUGUAAAAAUGUGACUUUUUUGUUUUGGUGGAUAUUUGAGAAAUGGAGCUGGGGUUUUUCAGCGUCUUGAGUGCACACCAUAAAAUUUGAAAAAGUCACUGCCAUUUUUUCCUUUCUGCAUGUCAAAAGUCCGUGGUACUGUGGGCAAUGUGUGUCUGUGCUGCUUCAACAGUAAUAACCACUUUGAUUUAUGCAACAUUUCGUAAAUGUUUUCUUUUUUGUAACAUAAGUGCAAUAACCGGCUUAUGAUUUCAGCCGUAGAAAGUGUGUACCCUACCCUGCUAGCAUGCAGUCAUCAUUAUUAUUAUUGUUGUUGUCAUUAUUAUUCUUUCUUCAUGUACUGUAUCUAGCAUGCAAUCACUAUAUUGAGCUAACAGAACAUGCUAGCAAGAGGCAGAUUCCAAAAUCAGAUUGGAUAGGUCACCGAAGUUGUUUUGCACCUUCUUAUGUACAAACUGCAAGGAACCAUAAUUUUAUCGAAUGCAUUCUUAUGUUGCGUGCUUAUCACUUUAAAGGUGUAAAGGUUACAGUUAAACUGUAUGAAAUAUUUAUGCAAUUAUAUUGGUUUUAUUGUUUUUUUUUUUAACGAUUGUAAUUUCAGCAAGUUUUGUUACUUGUUGCAUGUCUGAUAACACGGCUGACUUUCUGUGUCAGUGAAUUGUACAUGUUUUACCUUGUUUUGAUGUUUAUUUGGUUUGUUUUUAAGGCAUUAACUAAUUAGUUAUAAGCUCUGAAAGGCAAGAUGUGUGUACAGUAAUGACAAGAGCAGUGAAAAUGUGUUCCCAAGUCUGGGUGGAAUUUUGUACUAUAUAUGAAAAAAAUGGCAGGUCUAAUCCUUGGACUAUUUUUGGUGGUCUUGUGUUAGACUGCAUUACUACAGUAUCUAGUGUGCAAUCUGUGAUAGCUGAAUGUUCACUGUAUUAUUGUGGUCAGUACAAUUACAAAAAAGAGUAGAGUAAUGCAACAGAAAUAUGUAACUAUAAUGCAAUAGAUCUGGUACUUAAAUUCUUUUUUAUUUCAAUUAAAUUCCUGCUGUUUACCACCAA